AUGGAGUCCCUGAACCGGGCUGCUCUGAACGAGUUCGUGAUGCGUCCCGUCUCGCGGGACAUGAUCUCGCAUCUCGCCCAGCAGGCCUCCAAGGUCAUCCGCUGCGAGAACCAUGUGACCACAUCAGCCGUCCAUCAACAUGGGCAGCCGACUCCUCCCAGCACUCCCCCCUUGGACGGCUCCGACAACUUGCCGCCUCUCCCUCCGCUGGAGACCUUCAUCGCCUCUCUCGUCCACCGAUCACAAGUGCAGGUGCCGACUCUGAUGACUUCGCUGGUCUACCUCGCCCGGUUACGUGCUCGCCUGCCCCCUGUCGCCAAGGGCAUGCGUUGUACCGUUCACCGCAUCUUCCUGGCCUCUCUGAUCCUGGCUGCCAAGAACUUGAACGACUCCAGUCCCAAGAACAAGCACUGGGCACGGUAUACUGCCGUGAGAGGAUACGAUGGCUUCGGGUUCUCGUUGGCCGAGGUCAAUCUCAUGGAACGCCAGCUCCUCUUCCUUCUCGACUGGGAUACCCGGGUUACAGAGAAGGACCUUUUUGAGCAUUUCGAGCCCUUCCUGGCUCCGAUCCGCAAGAAAUACGAGAUGCCCGAGCCGCACGAUGCACUGAACCCUCUACAACAUGAAUGGUGGCGUCUCAACGCCUCUGCAGAAGCCCUGGCCGCUCGCCUGCGCCGUCAGAAGCAGGAGAUGCGAGGCGACAUUCGACGGGCUCAUCAUGAUGGCGCUCCCCAGAGACGUCACCAACACAACCAUCUCCCGUCCAAUGCGGGCAGUCACGACUCGUCCAUGUCGGUUUCCGAUGAUGUCGAGCGCUACAGCCCUUAUCAUCGCCGACGCACGUCGCCAUAUCGGAGCAGCAAUCGGUCUACUUCCCCUCCUUCGGUCAAAGAUGUCCCCGGCUUAACUCGCGCAGACACACAGAACUCAUUGGCCCCUUCGUCCCGUUCUUCGAGCCAAGCUCCGAGCUCGCGGAGCACACCCGCCAGCGUCAGCACCUGUUCCUCUGCUCCCGGGGACGACGUCGUUGUGGCGGAUGAAAACGCCAGCCCGGCGAGCUCAGCGCUGAGUUACAGCUAUGUCAACAUCCCCGCACUCCAUCCUCAGGCAAAGCAGCAGCCGGCCAUGGUCAGUUCCACGACCACACAACCCAGUAAAAAGAUCAAGACGACCAGCAAUAUGGGGGGCAGUGGCGGCGGCUUGGUAGCAAGGUUUUUUGCUUCUGCUGCUGGGGCAUACAUGGGCGGUCGCAUCGCUCGACCUUUGGCUUAG
Rasamsonia emersonii CBS 393.64 is the source of this 1272-nucleotide messenger RNA. RefSeq names its product Cyclin (Pcl1). Gene Ontology annotation, cellular component: cyclin-dependent protein kinase holoenzyme complex; nucleus. The record is from RefSeq and is a predicted model, not a curated record. NCBI's taxonomy places the organism in Eukaryota, Fungi, Ascomycota, Eurotiomycetes, Eurotiales, Trichocomaceae. The coding region runs from base 1 to 1272 and encodes 423 amino acids. Gene Ontology annotation, biological process: regulation of cyclin-dependent protein serine/threonine kinase activity. Gene Ontology annotation, molecular function: protein kinase binding; cyclin-dependent protein serine/threonine kinase regulator activity. The transcript has a single exon.